AAAACCUCAGAAAAAGGCCGCUGCAUCUCCCUAGAGUAUGAGGGAGUUCUGACCAGCCCCCCAUGGGCUCCCGUCUUGAUGCAACUUCCAGCGCGGUGCGCAAACGGAUACACAAUCACAGCUUCGACAAUGAAGAAGGUGAAGAGUAUGAGGCUUCAGCUUUCGGUGGCUUUGGGGAAUAUUUCCGCCGAAAGAAGGCCAAACUGCAGAAUCUUGAUAGCGAGCUUCGCUCCUCCGCGGUGGAAGAUAACUGCCCCCAGAUCUUCCAGUCUGUCGUAGCUCACGUCAACGGCUAUACCCAACCCUCGCUACAGGAUCUUCAUAAGCUUAUCGUGCGCCAUGGAGGCGGGUUCCUCCAGUACCUUGAUGGCAAAACAGCUGCUACUCAUAUUAUUGCAAGCUCGCUCACUCCGAAGAAGCGGGAAGAGUUCCGGCGGUAUCGCGUUGUAAAACCUGCCUGGGUGGUGGAAAGCGUCAAAGCCGGUCGUAUGCUUCCAUGGGACCUGUUCAGACUUGUAGAUGAAGGGCAGGCACAGAAAGUACUCAACUUUGACAAUGGGCUCAUGGUCAGCCAAAUGAAUAAUCCGCAAACUGGUUACCAGGAGGAGAGCAAAUCCAGUUGGUAUUCCUCUCACUUUAAGACAGCAAAAUCACAACAAGAGCAAGACUCAGGCCCAUCUAGCACUUUUAGUAGCCCGGAUAAAGCGCUAAAUGUCGGGUCACAGUCGGACUAUGGUGACUUUCCAAGCUUUACUUCAAUGGAUGAAUCAGCCAAAAACAUCGAACCCAACGGGUCCCGGACGAUCCAACUACAGGAGACAGCAUUAGAAGUACAUAACGCCACGUCUCGUACUGCCCGUAGCCCUACCCCAGCAGACCAAACAGCUGUACCGGAUACUACCUCGUCUCCUAUAACGAAACCGGCAUCUCCCAAGUCAGAGUUGACCUCUGAGGAGUAUAACGCCCAACUUCUAUCGGAUCCGAGAAUGAGAAACUCCAGCGUGGCAAACCCGGAAUUCAUCCAACAAUACUAUCGGGAAUCUCGACUACACCAUCUUUCCACGUGGAAGGCGGAGUUGAAGGCGCAGUUGCAGUCUACAACUCAAGAGAAAUCACUAUCCCAGCCUGAGAAAAGGAAGCUUAUCCCCGGGACGAGGAGGUAUAUAAUGCAUGUCGAUUUUGACUGCUUCUUUGCGGCAGUCUCCACCUUGAAACAUCCGGAGCUCGAAGGGAAACCCGUUGUUAUUGCUCAUGGCACCGGUACCGGGUCCGAAAUUGCCAGUUGCAAUUAUGCCGCUCGUGCUUUCGGAAUCAAGAACGGUACAUGGAUGAAGUCUGCUUUGCAGGCGUGCCCUGAUUUGAAGGUCUUGCCCUAUGAUUUCCCAGCAUACGAAGAAGCAAGUCGAAAAUUCUACAGUGCCAUCCUGUCGGUCGAUGGUCUAGUUCAGAGUGUGAGCAUUGACGAGGCUCUUGUGGAUGUCACUUCCGUCUGUCUCACCGCCGGUGGCUCAGAUGGCAAGGGCGUGUCUGAAGGGUCUAUCUAUCGGGAACAAGCUAAAGCCGAUGAAAUUGCGGAGAAUUUGCGGGCUACUGUGAAAAUCGAGACGGGGUGUGCUGUCUCCGUAGGAAUAGGCGGCAACAUACUACAAGCAAAGGUUGCCCUACGAAAGGCAAAGCCAGCAGGCCAAUUUCAGUUGAAACCUGAAGCCGUGCUCGACUUUAUUGGAGAUCUUCCAGUACAAAACCUCCCCGGGGUGGGAUACAGUUUGAACGCCAAGCUAGAAGACCUAGGUGUCAAGCUCGUCAAAGACAUUCGCGAGUUAUCUCGCGAAAGGCUAGUGUCUAGCCUAGGUCCCAAAACAGGGGCUAAGCUCUGGGAUUACGCCCGUGGUAUCGAUCGAACGCAAGUUGGCAAUGAAACGACAAGAAAGUCAGUAUCCGCAGAAGUCAACUGGGGCAUUCGAUUUGUCACCCAGGACCAAGCAGAUGAUUUCAUCAAGUCUUUGUGCGAAGAGCUUCACCGGCGGCUGGUUGAGAAUCUUGUCAAGGGCAAGCAAUUAACUCUUAAAGUCAUGCGGAGAUCGCCCGAUGCCCCGUUGGAACCAGUGAAGCAUCUGGGCCAUGGGCACUGCGAAGUAUUGAACAAAAGCGUUAUGCUCGGCAUUGCCACCAACGCAACGGAGGUGCUUGGGAAAGAGGCUGUUUCCAUGCUUCGAAGCCUUGGCAUUUCACCUGGAGAUCUCAGAGGUUUAGGUGUUCAGAUGACCAAGCUCGAACCUUUCAGGCCUUCGAGUGGGGAGAAGCUCGACGGCAGUCAACAGCAGCUCACGUUCAAGACGUCUCCCAGCCACAAAGGGUCGCGACUCACCGAAGACCCAGACCUUCUAGAGAGUCCGCGCAAGGAAGAUCAGGAAUCCAUUCGAUACGGCCCCCUGUUGAACGACAGCAAUCACCGGCCUUUGAAUAUCUCAGGAACGCAGUUCAUCAUGCCCUCGCAACCAGACCCGAAGGUCGUUGCUGAGCUCCCUAGUGACAUCCGGUCCAAGCUCGUCUCGCAGGGCAAGCCUCGCAAUGAAUUUGGCACUACUCCAGCGCCGCAUCGCGCACAAUCAUCCACAUCCACAACUCUUCCUCCACAAUCUCAAUUAGACCCAGAAACCCUAGCCGCCUUGCCCGAAGAUGUCCUAGCAGAGAUUAUGGGAUACUAUAACCAGCCCCCAGAUACAACAACCCCUCCAACAGCACCUUCACUUCCGACAUCCAGACCAACCUCAUCCUCGGGCCCGUUGAUGCUCAAAAAGUCUACCACGCCCACCAAAAAGCGCCGUGGCCGUCCUCCGAAGUCCAGCAUCACCGCCACCUCUUCUUCCCUGACCCAAUCCAAAUUCAUCUUCCCACGAUCUGGCCAACGUUCUGCUUCCCGUCCCGCUCAGCCCCCGUCUCGUAAUCCCUCUCCAGUAGAAGAUGAAGGUCCCAACAUCUCCGCCGAAUUCCUCGCGGCCCUCCCCGAAGACAUCCGCCGGGAAGUUCUAGAAGAACAGAAACGCACCCGCAUGCUGCAGCGUCCCCCAGCUCAAUCCGCGCCGACGCCGACACUUUCCCUUCCGCCUCCCCCACCCACCCCUCCAGUCCAAGAAAAGCAACUCCGUCUCCCUCCUCUCCCUGAGCGCCCUACAUUCACCUCGAAAAAACUUUCGAAUAUCUCAGAUCUCCGUGAUGAAGUCAGUGCCUGGCACACCGCUUUCGCAGAUGAGGGACCUUUCGAAGAAGACGUCACGUCCCUGGUGGAGUACGUGAGAUGCGUUGUUGUUGAUGAAAAGGAUGUAGAUAAGGCCGUGUCGUUGGUGAAAUGGCUCAUGUGGCUUGUGGAGGAUGGUACGGAGAGCCCUCCUAUGUCUAUAAGCUCUCAGCCAAAACACGGUGAAGUGCCAAGUUGGCAGGGCACCAUGACAUGGAAUGAGACCGUUCGGUGUGUUCAGGAUAGUGUCCAACAAGGCAUGGAGGAGAGAGAUCUCCCGCAUGUCGAGUUCUGAUUUUAUUUUUAAUGACUUGAUGUUAGUCUUUUAUAUAUGUAUAUAUAUAUAUAUAUCUGUAUAUAUCCAACCCAAGCUUCUGCCCGCUUGGUGUCCAGCGGGUUUACCUUUUCCCCAUUCACGAGAAGCAUCGUGUCAUCCAGUCGGGCGUAGUACUUAUACGCUUCCAGAGUGGGGAUGCUUCAGGAAUAGGUCUUUGGUAGCAUAAGCGCCGUCAGGUCGGUUCGACAUGGCCUUGGACGGGCCAGCCAUCAAGGCAAACCAACUCCAAGACUCCAGGAGGCAGCUCUCUGGGUUCUGGAAGAUCGGUUGCGGAAGGCCAGUGGACCCGCUGGAAUGAAUAAUCCAAGCGAUAUGAGCGG
Aspergillus ochraceoroseus IBT 24754 is the source of this 3895-nucleotide messenger RNA. RefSeq names its product putative DNA damage repair protein Mus42. Gene Ontology annotation, biological process: error-prone translesion synthesis; error-free translesion synthesis. Bases 63 to 3533 code for a protein of 1156 amino acids. Gene Ontology annotation, cellular component: nucleus. The transcript is spliced from 2 exons. Gene Ontology annotation, molecular function: damaged DNA binding; deoxycytidyl transferase activity; DNA-directed DNA polymerase activity. Lineage: Eukaryota; Fungi; Ascomycota; Eurotiomycetes; Eurotiales; Aspergillaceae. The record is from RefSeq and is a predicted model, not a curated record.